AUGAUUUACAAAGGAUCGAAGAAAAUAUUUAAUAGCAUGGAAUAAUAUUAAUUAAUCAGAUAGAUAGAAAAAGAAGAUGAAGUCCCGUCAAAAAAGACUGAAGAGGCAAAAAUUUCAUUACCUAUCAAGCUAGCUAAGUAUUUAAGUGUAUCAGGAUUUGGAGAUCUUUUAUUAGCAAUAAAAUCAUUGUUGUCUUUAUUUUAUGUGAUAAACCAUGCAGUUGACACAUACAGCUGGCCAUCAUCGAGUAUUAAUGCGGCCAAUUAUUAAACAGACAAUACUAUUGUGAUUUUAGAAAUUAUUAUGGAUAUUUUAUUUUUAUUAGAUUUUUUGAUCAACUUCUACAUAUCUGAAAAUAGACUUUAUUAUAUUUUUUCAUACUUAUCUAUUUUGGAAUAUGUCAGCAUUCUUCCAUCUCUCUUCGUCAGAGUAGGCUUCUAUCCAGGCAAUAAAUAUGCAUUCGUUACAAGAGCUUUAAUGUUUCUACAAAUAACAAGAAUGGAAAGUUUUUUUUCUCGGAGAGCUACAGAAGUCUCUAAAAACAUGUUUAAGAUUUUGUUUACAUUAUUGAGUGUUAUGGUUGAAGCAAGCAGUUUUCUAAUCGUAGUUGAAUAAGAUUAAAGUCAAAGCUUUCAUGAUUUCUUGUAUUUUAUGGUAGUAACUAUCACUACAGUUGGAUAUGGUGACAUAGUUCCUUAAACAAUAUUAGGUAGGAUGAUAGUAAUAGUUUCUAUCUUAAUUCUUCUUUCUCUUAUUCCUGCUUAAGUUGAUUCUCUAACAAAAUCAAUAAGACAAACUAGUAAAUACAAAACUGUGAAAUUUAUUAAGAAGCAUUCCAGUAUCAACCAUAUAAUUAUUCUUGGUAAUGCUUAGGUUGAGGGUUAUAAAACUUUUCUACAGGAAUUAUACCAUUAAGAUCAUGGAAUUUCAGAAAUACCUUCAGUGAUUAUGAAAAACUAGCAUCCUAGUGAAGAAAUGUUGAAACUUUUGCAAAGAAAUAAUUUAUCAAAUUAAUUAACUUAUCUGUAUGGAAAUCCUCUCAACAUAGAAGAUUUAAAAAGGGCUCAAGUAGAAUAAGCUUAAUGCGUUAUUAUUCUAGCUGAUAAAAUGACUAACGAUCAUGAAUCAGAAGACCACAGAAAUAUAAUGUAUACUUUGGCAGUUAAAUAAUACGUCCAAAACAUAACUAAAAGCGAUAUAAGAGUUUGCUUGCAGCUUCUAAAACCAUAAAUUAAAGACAUUUAUUAUUAAUCAAUAGACUAUGGUUAUAUUGAUCAGGUUAUUUGUGUUGAUGAGUUAAAAUUAUACCUUCUGGCUAAGACAUGUUUAUGCCCUGGCAUAAAUACAAUAAUAAGCUUUCUUAUAGCUUCUGAUAAACCAGAUACUAGUGUAGUUGAAAAGAAAGAUGAAGAUAGCUGGAUAAAUGACUACAUAGAAGGCAUGCAAAAUGAAAUUUACAGAAUUAGUUUAGAUCCAAAAAUAUUCUCAGGUUACACUUUCAAUAUUGUGUCUUAGCACAUAUUCAGACAACUUGGAAUUAUUUUAUUUGCCCUAGAAGUAAAAGUUCUCGAUGAAACGAAACUAUUUAUUAACCCUGCCGAUUACCUGAUUUAGGAUAUUGAGUAUUAUGGUUAUGUCAUAGCUUCACAGUAGCCAAAUAAUAAAGAUAUUUAAAAAGUUAAAAUUGAGUCAAGUAUACCAAGAAAUCAUAAUUAUCCAACUGUUCCAAAAUAAAUGCCUGGAACCAGCUACCUAAAAGAUAUAAUCACAAAUGAAAAAAGCUAAAAAUAUAAUGCAUUUUACCAGAAUAAAGUCGGAAUCUAAAAUUUGUAACUAACUCAAUACACAGAAAGAAGGUUUGAAAAUCAUUACAUAGUAUGUGGCUUUGUUUCAGGAUUAAAGUAUCUUCUUAUGCCUCUUAGAGCAAGGUCUUUAAAAACAAUUCAUCCUAUUGUUAUAAUAAAUAAUGAAACAAUACCCUCAGAAUUGUGGAACUAAAUUAAUACUUUUCCUAAAGUAUAUUUUAUGUUAGGAUCACCUUUGAAACAAGAAGACUUGGAGAGAGCUUGUGUUAAGAAAGCUCUAGCUCUAGUCAUUCUUUCUAAACCAAGAGAAAAGCAAACAGAAAAUUCUGGUAUGGUAGAUGCAGACACAAUAUUUAUAUAUAAAACUGUAAAAUAUAUGAACCCAAAUAUCUAAAUAAUUACUGAACUGGCUUAAUUAACUGCUAUUUCAUUUAUUAGCUAAACAAAAAAUUCAUAUGUGAAGCAAAUUGGAUAUUUAGCGAGUGAGCCAUUUGCAUCAGGAGAAAUUUACAUCUCAACAAUGCUAGACACUUUAAUAUGUUAAGCCUAUUAUAAUCCAUUCAUUAUUAACAUAUUAGAUUAGUUAAUUAUGGGAGGAGCAACUCACAAUCCAAAAUUCAAAAAAAUAUACAACAAUUUAAGACUACAUUCUGCUAAUAUAUUCCUUAUAGAUAUACCUUUAUAAUAUGAAAGCUACACAUUUGGAUAAAUUUUUGAUGUGUUUAUUUCUGUACAUAAAAUGAUUCCUAUAGGAUUGUACAAAGCUGCUAAUACAAACAAUAAUUCUAAACCAUAUGUAUUUCUGAAACCUUCUGCUGACUCUAAAACAAACCCUAAGGAUAAAAUAUAUGUACUUUCUAUAAAAUAACCAAAAUAUGAAACUGAUUCAUAUUAAGUGGAAAAUAAUUUAUUCUAAAAUUAGUAAUAAUUUACAGGCAUCAACAUCAAAAGCAAGCUGUAAGGAGAUGAUGGGAGGAUAGAUAUGGAAAUAGCAAGAUCUAUUUUUAAAAUAAGUAAUGAGAUAGAAGGUUUGUAAAGUGACUUGUCUCAAUUAAAUUAAUAGAAUUUCUUUAAAAACUUAACAAACAGAAAUUUUAUUCCAUCAAUAAGGUCAGUAGUGAAGAAAGAGAUAUCAAAUAUUCAUUUAAAUUCUUGA
This is a messenger RNA of Tetrahymena thermophila SB210, 2961 nucleotides long. RefSeq names its product calcium-activated potassium channel protein. The record is from RefSeq and is a predicted model, not a curated record. Gene Ontology annotation, cellular component: membrane. Lineage: Eukaryota; Ciliophora; Oligohymenophorea; Hymenostomatida; Tetrahymenidae. Gene Ontology annotation, biological process: potassium ion transport. The transcript has 18 exons.